UUUUGUUAACGGGUCCACAUCGAGGUAACUCGGAUCUUCAAUCGUUAAAUUCACUCGCAUUCCUACGGUUGUUCUUAACGUUUAACAUUCUCGUUUACCGCAAUACACUCUCAUUCGCAUUAUAAUGGCAAACAUCAGUUACUUUAUUGUUUUAUUUGUCUUUGUUGUCUUUACGUUUGCAGGCGACGACGAUACUAUCACAUUUUCGCCAGAUUUAUUCAAAGUGGAUGCCAUGGCUGUCUAUAAAUUCACUGACAAGAAGGGUUUUAUAAUGUUUGUAGAAACAGAUGGCGUAAAUCCACAAAGUGAUAAAACUCCGUUGUUUGUUAUAAAUGAAAGUUACGAUGAUUGGGCCUACGUUGAUAUUAUCAAUAAGCUACUAGAUAAGGAUAUAAGCAGUAAUAAUAGAUACGGAAGACGAAUUUAUUUCGAAGUAUCUAAAAUGAAAUUUGGAACUAUAAAAGCUAAUAGAGGAUGAUACAUUUUGGGAAAAAAAGAAAAUAAAACUUAUUAUUCUACAAAGCAUGAAUAAAAUAUUAUAAUUACAAUUUUCGAAUAAUAUAAUACAUAUUUUUGAAUUUUAAAUAAACAUAAAAUUAUAAUAGUUUUAUUUUUAAUAACAAUAUAAUGUCAUAAUAAUUAAUAA
Molecule: messenger RNA, 646 nt
Organism: Adelges cooleyi (spruce gall adelgid)
Lineage: Eukaryota; Metazoa; Arthropoda; Insecta; Hemiptera; Adelgidae
Exons: 6
Coding region: 125-478 (117 amino acids)
Source: RefSeq, a predicted model, not a curated record